Anopheles funestus (African malaria mosquito) is the source of this 3284-nucleotide messenger RNA. RefSeq names its product WD repeat-containing protein 26 homolog. Gene Ontology annotation, cellular component: GID complex. NCBI's taxonomy places the organism in Eukaryota, Metazoa, Arthropoda, Insecta, Diptera, Culicidae. Gene Ontology annotation, molecular function: protein binding. The record is from RefSeq and is a predicted model, not a curated record. Gene Ontology annotation, biological process: proteasome-mediated ubiquitin-dependent protein catabolic process. The transcript has 3 exons. Bases 1 to 3252 code for a protein of 1083 amino acids.
AUGUUUUUUAAACUCAAAAUUGAUUGCCUUCGGAAACCGAUUGGCGGCGGCUCUUCGGCAAGGUCCUGCUCGUCCUCGUCGUCGUCGGACGAAGACCUCAAUGAACGACCACCACCAGCGCAGCGGAGGAAGUUCUCGUGCCAGACUACGCAAGACUUGCCGCCAGCCGACGGAAUCGGAAUCGUGGUCGUUGUUGUAGACAGUCAGCCGGAGCCGGAGCAGGAACGCGAAACAGUUGGUAGGAGUUUCGCGGUGGCAGAACCGGAGCAACAGCGAGAACAGCAGCAGAGGCAACUAGUGGGAGGUGUCGAACUCGUACAAGAGGAGCAACCGAUCGAGCAGCAUCUCCAGCGACGCCUGGCUGUGGCCGAACGGGAGAAGGAGGAACGGGAGGGCGACGAUAGUCGUCCUGCUGCUGCCACCACUACCGCCGCUAGUCGUCGAAGGUCGCGCGUAGUGAUAGUGCCAGGUGGUGGAGGAGGCGGAAGUGGAGGCAGAAGCGAAGGCGGAAGUGGUGGAGUUGAGGAAGGUAUCGCUGACGGAACUGUUGGUGUUGUUAGUGGUGGUGGUGGUAGUGGUAGCGUCGCGCUAGCAGGAUUACCCACCGAGUCAGCGGAACGCAUUUGCUCGAAACGCCGUAGCACGAGAACGGCCACACAGCGGCACAGUAGCGCAGCAUCCGUCGAAAGUGAACCCCAUACGGGCGGUCUAGUGGUGCAGCACCAUCUCGGUGAGGCUUGCAGUCCGUGCCGUGUUCGAUCGUCCUCCUCCACGUCGUCGAUUCAGUCGCUGCGUCAGCAAAGCACGGUUGGUACGAGCGACGGGCAUUCACUUCAUCAUCAUCAUCAUCAGCAGCAACAUAAUCGUUCCGCACGCGCGUUAGACACAUCCGAUAGCAACAAAGACUCGGUGCAGCGUCAUCGGGAAGACGACGCAAUCGAGCGCAGGGAGGUAGCGGCCGAACCCGGUGCAGUAGUGGAGGAAGCGAGCAACUGCUACUACAUUGCCGCGAGUAGCGAGCAGCAGCAGCAGCAGCAGCAGCGUAGUGACGAAGACGACGAUUGCAGUCCACGUUCGAAACGCCGGCGAAAGAUGUUGAACGAUAACGUCGGUGGUGGUAAUCGGAACGGCGCCGCCCCCGGUCUUGCACCGGCGGCCCCCUCCUCGACCGCCUCCCCGAUGGACGCGUCAAACUGUGAUCUGAAUGGUCACACCGUGGCCAACAGUAGUAGCAGCAGCAGCAGCAACAACAACAGUAGUAGUAGUAAUAACGCCACCGUUAGCAAUAAUAGUAGCAACAACCCAGCCGAGAACGACAAUGGUAUGGGCAACAACAACAAUGGACUGACUGCGAACGGUGAUACAGGUGGUGGUGGUGGUGGUGGUGGUGGUGGUGGUGGAUCACGCCCCUCACCAGCUCAGCGUACCGUGAAGCUGGACCGCACGAAUCAGGACAUCGUGCGAUUGAUCGGGCAGCAUCUGAAAGACAUUGGGCUGGAGCGCAGCGCUGAGAUGCUGAUGCAGGAAUCGGGCUGUUGUUUGGAGCAUCCGGCCGCCACCAAGUUCCGCAUCCACGUGCUGUCCGGCGACUGGAACAAGGCGGACCACGAUCUGCAGGAGCUGCAAACGAUGGUCGACAUCCGGACCGAUCGGGCGAGCAUGAACGAGAUGAAGUUCCUGCUGCUCGAACAGAAGUAUCUGGAGUAUCUCGAGGAGGGCCGUCCGAUCGAUGCGCUGCAUGUGCUGCGCAACGAGCUGACACCGUUACAGCACAAGACACCGCGCGUCCAUCAGCUGUCGUCGUACAUGAUGUGCACGAACAACCAGGAGCUGUAUGCGCGGGCCGGCUGGGAGGGCAAGGGUUCCAAAUCGCGCACCCGACUGAUGGAUCGGCUUCAGUCGUACCUGCCGGCGACGGUAAUGCUACCUCCGCGGCGACUCCGCUCGCUGCUCGUACAGGCGGUCGAGCUACAGAACGAACGCUGCCAGUGCCACGAUAUGACGUGGAGCACCAGCAUCGACAGUGUGUCGCUGCUGGUCGACCAUAACUGCAGUGCGGACGGAUUCCCGCUCCAGCCGCUCCAGGUGCUGAACGAUCACUCGGACGAGGUGUGGUUCUGCAAGUUCUCGCCGGACGGGCGACGUCUUGCGACCGGCUCGAAGGAUAACAGCGUGAUCGUUUGGGAGGUGGACCCGGUAAAGCUGCUCCUGCGCAACAAACGCUCGUUCGAGGGCCACACGUACGGCGUGUCGUACAUUGCCUGGAGCCCGGACUCGAAACACUUCAUCGCUUGCGGACCGGACGACUGUCCCGAUCUGUGGAUCUGGGACGUGGAGCAGGAAAAGCUGGUGACGAAAUUCUCACACUCGACCGACGACAGCUUAACGUGUGCCGCGUUCAACCGCGACGGCACACGGUUCGUGACCGGCGGCACGCGCGGCCAGUUCUAUCUGGUCGAUCUGGACGGCAUGCUGCACGACAACUGGGAGGGUGUGCGCGUCAACGGUCUCGCCUUCCUGUCGGAUAACAAAACAGUGCUGGCAGCCGACACGCACUACCGGAUACGGGGGUACAGCUUCGACAAUCCGCGCACCGAUUACGGCAUCGUGCAGGAACAGUGCCCGAUCAUGACGUUCUCGGUGAACUCGGCCGACCGGCUCGCGCUGCUCAAUAUCUCCUCCCAGGGAUUGCAUCUGUGGGAUCUGCAGGACAAGUGUCUGGUGCGACGGUUCCAGGGUGUCACGCAGGGCAACUACACCAUCUACUCGUGCUUCGGCGGCGUGAACGAAAGUUUCGUCGCCAGCGGAAGCGAAGAUAACAAGGUGUACAUAUGGCACAUCCGCCGGGAGGAACCGCUGGCCACGCUGAUCGGCCAUACGCGCACGGUGAACUGUGUCAGCUGGAACCCGGUCUACCCGUCACUGUUGGCGUCCGCUUCGGACGAUGGGACGGUGCGCAUCUGGGGCCCGCAGCAAUCGCAAACGCAGUGGAAUGCGAACGGUGCGUCCGGUUCGCUGCAACAGGCCAACCAACAUUCGUCGCAGGCGCACACGAAUGGUAGUGCCGGUGCCGCCGAUAGUGCCUCGAUCAGUUCGACCGGAUCUGCAACCUCAACAUCAUCAUCAACCUCAUCGUCGUCCGGCGGAAGCGGCGGUGGUGCUGGCGGUUCCGGUCAACCACCGAACGCCGGUGGCGGCGGAACUGGCGGCAGUAUCGAAGUUCUAUCGACAUCGUCCUGGAAUAUCACAUAAUGUUAGAUAUUUAAAACCCCCCCCCCCCCCCC